Molecule: messenger RNA, 1380 nt
Organism: Suillus paluster
Lineage: Eukaryota; Fungi; Basidiomycota; Agaricomycetes; Boletales; Suillaceae
Product: tubulin-tyrosine ligase family-domain-containing protein
Exons: 5
Coding region: 1-1338 (445 amino acids)
Biological process (GO): protein modification process
Cellular component (GO): P-body
Source: RefSeq, a predicted model, not a curated record
AUGGCUGCUGCCUUUGUUUCCUGGCCGUCAGCGCCGUUGACCGAGUCGCUUGUCAAGAGAGCUUUGUCAAAUCUGCCUGUCUCAAUCGUCACCUCCCUUCCUGGCACUCAUGAAUGCUUGAGGCUUCUUCAGUGGUCCACCUAUGAUGCCAUUGAUCAUGACUUGACACACCGCAAUCCUGACCACGUCUUGUCCUCCUCUUAUACCAUCAGAAAAGCUCUCAUUCGCAAACAUUACUUAGCACGAUGCAUUCAUUCUUAUUUGACCAAACAUCUCGACUCCGUCCUCAAGGACGCGGUGCCAAGGACAUGGGAUCUCGAGAUCUCGUACGCGGAUGAGCUGGAUGAGAUGUGGAGCGAUCAACUUUGGGACCUUGGCAAUGAAAUCGAUAGCUCCUCUCAAUGGUGGAUUUUGAAGCCAGGCAUGGCGGAUCGGGGAAUGGGCAUCAGAUUGUUCAACAGCAAGGACUCGCUAUAUCAGAUCUUCGAAGAAUUUGAAGAGUAUUCCGAGGAUGAAGAUCAGACCAAUGAUACCUCUGUAAUAAUAUCACAACUUCGCCAUUUUGUUAUCCAGGAAUAUAUACCUUGUCCAUUACUCCUGGACCCAACCGAGAAGUCUCCUUCUGGCUCUGUGUUAAAGUUACCCGAAAACUUGCAGGGGCAUAAAUUCCAUCUACGAGCGUACUUUGUUGCAUCAGGAGCAUUGAAACUCUUCAUGUACGACCGUGUACUUGCUUUGUUUCGCUGCCGUUCCGAUGAUGACGAUGUCAUUCCCGGGAACGUCGACUUGACACCUCAUCUUACCAAUACCUCGCUGCAAAUUGAUCGAGGCGAGGAAGGCGUACAUCUACUUGAUGAACUCUCAGGAUGUUAUAUCCUCUCUGGAGAUGAUACGGAUCGUAGAGCCUUACGCUUAUUUACUCCCGAAGAUAUCGAGAACAUCAAGGUCCAAAUGGGCGCCGUUCUCGCGGAAACGUUCAAGGCCGCUGUAGAAAUGCCUAUACACUUCCAGCCGCUUCCAAAUGCAUUCGAGCUGUAUGGGGUCGACUUCGUGGUUUCUCAUGACCCAACGCCGUUGCGCCCGGGACUUGAUUCAUUAGGCAACUCGCGAAUGUUUCAAGUUAAACUUCUGGAAAUUAAUUCAGAGCCCGCCAUCGAACUAACAGGUCGAAGGCUCCAUGGCAUUCUCGAAGAUUUAUUUGUUGCAAUCGAGCAGGUUGCAGUGCUACCCUUCUUUACACAGGAAGUUGGACGCGAACCAAGCACAGAAGUGCUUGUGGUACCGAGGCACUUGCGAAAGUGCCUUGAUAUAAAGGUCCGAGGAUCUGGAGGAUGGUGAAGGAGUUAGAAAAUAGUCACACAUAUAUUCCCAUCUUAAAGC